GUGCGGGAGCCGCCGGAAGCGGCCGGACGCGCAGGGCGACAGACGGAGCUGACAGACUUUGACAGGAGUCAGAGCUGCGGCAAAGACUUGGUGGCCAUGGAGCUGGGCGAGCUGCUCUACAACAAGUCCGAGUACAUCGAAACGGCAUCUGGGAACAAAGUCAGUCGCCAGUCGGUGUUGUGUGGAAGUCAGAACAUCGUUCUCAAUGGCAAGACCAUCGUGAUGAAUGACUGUAUUAUCCGAGGGGAUCUGGCAAAUGUAAGAGUUGGACGUCAUUGUGUUGUGAAAAGUCGGAGUGUCAUAAGGCCACCGUUCAAGAAAUUCAGCAAAGGCGUGGCAUUUUUCCCUUUACACAUCGGGGACCAUGUCUUCAUUGAGGAAGAUUGUGUGGUCAACGCAGCUCAGAUCGGCUCUUACGUUCACGUCGGCAAGAACUGUGUGAUAGGGCGCCGGUGCGUGUUGAAAGACUGCUGCAAAAUUCUUGACAACACAGUAUUACCUCCGGAGACUGUGGUGCCACCAUUCACCGUCUUCUCUGGCUGCCCAGGACUCUUCUCAGGGGAGCUCCCAGAAUGCACCCAGGAGCUGAUGAUCGACGUCACCAAAAGCUACUACCAGAAGUUCUUGCCCUUGACACAGGUCUGAGGUCCCUACCUCAUUCUUGAAUUCGCUUGAGCUCUCAGAUGAGCUGGGGGACAGAGUGAGCCAAUCAGCAUCUGCGAAGAGCCCUUGUGUCCUUGACACCUUCCUUCCUUUUGGUUGUUGAGGUUUUUAAUUCUUUAGAAUUUCACCAUCCGCCCUGGCUCGAAGCUCUUAAGACUUGAAUAAUAGAACAUCUAAGGAGUUGUCUCCAAAUGCUGCGCUUCAAGUGUAUCUAUUAACAGCCACUCAUGCCAUUAUCUGUGGGACCGACUCCCCGCACUCCCACCCGGGGCGCUGGGUGGGCACCGGGACACACUGAGAGCACUCUGUCCCAGUGGGCAGGGUGUGCAGCCGGGGUGCUGCUGUGGUCCUAAGCUCCCCACCCCCGUGGGUCAGCACCACCCCAGUGGGUCACUCCCAGCUCCUGCUGCCAGUAGCCACAACUGCUCAUAAUCUUGAAAACGAGAGCACGUGUGGCUUUUCAGAGCCCAGAUUCCUGUUGGCACGGAAACUUGAAGGAAGGGUGGCUAGCAUUUCUCUUAUUUCCCAGUGACCUUCCCUGUCUUCUAACCGAGAGUGACUUUCUAGCAUUCUGUUCUAGGGCCUUUGGGCUUUCACUAAAAGGGUGGCCGUCAGCACCCAGAUUUUAUUUUUGCGAAGUCCAGGUUCAAUGGACAGGUCUGGCAAGCCGCCCCUUGCCUCAGGGCGUUUGGGGGCAGCAGUAAAGAUGCGGUGUCGGUGGUCCUUGUCCCCUGGCCUCGAGCCUAAUCAUGUGUACACACAGGGGCCUCUGACAGCCGUGCUGUGGGCACAGAGCCCCGAGCAGGUGCCGUGGGUAUCACCUGCUGAUAGCACAGCCCUGCCGGUUCUGUUCUGACCUCUUGGGUUAGAAGGAAGAUGUGGAAGUGAAGGCCCAAGAAGGUUGGCCUGGCUCAGUGCUCUGAUUCUCCUGCCAGGAGGGGGACAGCUCAGCCUGGAAGGUCAGGGUCUUGGCUCAAUACCCAGGUGUGGGGCUUGCAGAACCGGUUAAUGUCAUUAUCUUCACUUGUUCGAUGUAAAACUGCUUCCUUGUUUGUCAUUUUUUUAUGUUUGUACAUUAAAAGAUUGACAUGCAAACCAA
Messenger RNA from Hipposideros armiger (great roundleaf bat), 1762 nucleotides. It is a transcript of the gene DCTN5, whose product is annotated as dynactin subunit 5. The transcript has 6 exons. Bases 97 to 645 code for a protein of 182 amino acids. Gene Ontology annotation, cellular component: dynactin complex. Lineage: Eukaryota; Metazoa; Chordata; Mammalia; Chiroptera; Hipposideridae. The record is from RefSeq and is a predicted model, not a curated record.